CACUGUCUCCACUGUAGCCUGCAGUGACACAUCCCAAGAAGUCCCUCCCACAAGAAAAACACUGGCCAGACGAGCUUCGAGUUUCACUAGAGAGGAAGUGGCGCACAGACACAAACAGAUCCUUACAGGUUCAACAAAGCAACAGGCUGCUCUGCGACAUGAGGUCCUCUUCCCUGCUCCUGCUCUCCUUCCUCGUGGGUGUGUGUGAUGUUCAAGGGGCGUCAGGUUUUAGGAUCUGCGCCUUCAACCUCCAGCACUUUGGAGACUCUAAGAGCAAGAAAAGCACUGUCAUGCACACUCUUACCAGGAUCAUCACUCGCUGUGACGUGUGCUUGCUUCAGGAGGUGAGAGACAGUAAAGGGAAAGCUUUACCACAGCUGCUCACCAACCUCAACAGGUAUGACAAUGAACAUGUGUAUGAAGCUGUGGCCAGUGAGAGACUGGGCAGGACUGAAUCAUACCAGGAGCAGUAUGUGUUUGUGUACAGGACCGGUACAGUGACUGUCACCGGCCAGUACCAGUACCCAGAUGAUAAACCAGGAGACGUCGAUGCCUUCGCCAGAGAGCCUUUUGUGGUCCGCUUCAAAGCCCCCAAGACAGCUAUAAAGGAGUUUGUCCUCAUACCUCAGCACACCACUCCAACCAACACCACCAAGGAACUUGAUGCACUGUACGAUGUUUUGCAACAUGUGAAGAAGAUGUGGAAAACUGAGAAUGUGAUGCUUCUUGGCGAUUUCAACGCUGACUGCGGCUACCUUGCUAAGAAGAACAGGAAGAAUGUGCGCCUGAUCACGGAGAAGGACCUCAUCUGGCUCAUUCCAGAUAAGACUGACACGACUGUGCGAUCAUCCACCUCCUGCACCUACGACAGGAUUGUCGUUAAUGGGGAAAGUUUUGCCCGAGCAGUCGUGCCUUUAUCAGCCAAACCAUUUAACUUCCAGAAGGAGUACAGACUCACAGAGGAGCAGGCACUUGAGGUUAGUGACCAUUACCCGGUGGAGGUCCUGCUGAAGGUCAGAUCUUCUUCCAAUAGUGGCGCUUCUUUGUCGUUACCUGGAACAAAAGAGAUUGCAAAUCAGAGAACAAAGUUCUUUUCUUUGUUUGUUCUCAGUCAUCUUGUCUUACAAAUGUUAACAUGCUAGUUUAAAGAAACACCUACGUGGUCAAUCUCAGGCACUGAAGAGAACUUCAUGUGGAGUCCACCCUGCCAAAUCUCGCAGAUAACACUGCACAGCAAUGUCUGCUGAUGUUGACAAUUGUUGCUCAGUGAUACAGUAUAUCUCUAUGUAUCUGUGUGGGAUACCUGAAUAUGAUGAAUGAAUGCUUCAUAGCACUGCAGAUGUGCUGGAUAUGCUGGAAGAUGUAAGAAUGCUGAUGAAACCCUCCCUCAGAUUAAUAAUCUGUUUAAUCUGGAUGUAGUUCAUUUGUCCCUUCAGUUUAGGAAAGUUGUGCUCUUUCAUGAAUGAACUCAAACUGAUCCACGGUAAAGAGAAAGAGGCACCUGUUAGCUUCUCCAGAAUGCUGAGUGACAUAUUAUCAAGUUUUUAUAGCAAACAAUCAAAAUCAUUUGAAGGAGAUGAACAGAGUAUUUAAAUUUAAAGGGCACUGAAUUAAAUAGAUGGAGCACAUGAAUUAUUAUUAUUAUCAAAGAAUUUCUCUUGGUGCUUAAAUACAAAGGAGAAAAGGGCAAGGUGUUUACCACUGUUAUUAAAUGUUGCUGCCUUCUAUACAAACUCUGCACUUUGUAAAUAGUUGAGAAUGGUUUUAUGCUAUAUUCUGUGUUAUAUAAUGUAUAUUGUAUUUGUUAUAAGCUCAUGUUAAAUAAUAAACUGUCUGAUGACUUUUCUUUUUG
This is a messenger RNA of Larimichthys crocea (large yellow croaker), 1852 nucleotides long. It is a transcript of the gene dnase1l1, whose product is annotated as deoxyribonuclease I-like 1. The transcript is spliced from 9 exons. The record is from RefSeq and is a predicted model, not a curated record. Gene Ontology annotation, cellular component: nucleus. Bases 159 to 1142 code for a protein of 327 amino acids. Gene Ontology annotation, biological process: DNA catabolic process. Lineage: Eukaryota; Metazoa; Chordata; Actinopteri; Sciaenidae. Gene Ontology annotation, molecular function: DNA binding; deoxyribonuclease I activity.